Dentiscutata heterogama is the source of this 408-nucleotide messenger RNA. The record is from the annotation of a GenBank genome assembly. Lineage: Eukaryota; Fungi; Glomeromycota; Glomeromycetes; Diversisporales; Gigasporaceae.
AUGACACCCAUGUCAUAUAAUUAUCCUGGUACCGAACAAGUACCUGAUGAUUACGAUAAAUGUGAACAAAUGACAAUUACAACUUGCACAUUUACUACAUUAUUGUGUGUUCCUACUUCCACUUCUACUUAUCCUCCUACUUUUUCUUCCACUUCUACUUCUACUUCUGUUUCUACUUAUACUCCUAUUUCUACUUAUCCUCCUACUUUUACUUCCACUUCUACUCCUACUUCUGUUUCUACUUAUACUCCUAUUUCUACCUAUCCUCCUACUUUUACUUCCACUUCUACUCCUACUUCUGUUUCUACUUAUACUCCUACUUCUACUUAUAUUCCUACUUCUACUACUACUUACAUUUUUGAUAAAAAUAUUUGUUGUGAUCUUGGUACUAUGAUAAUUGGUUCAUAA